GUUGUUACAAGAUCACUACGGUAUUUAGCCACGCUCAGACCGUCGUUUUGUGCGUGGGUUGCUCGACCGUGCUGUGCCAGCCCACGGGGGGCAAGGCGAGGCUGACAGAAGGCUGCUCUUUCAGACGAAAGCAGCAUUAA
This is a messenger RNA of Cariama cristata (Red-legged seriema), 140 nucleotides long. Its product is annotated as 40S ribosomal protein S27-like. The annotation marks the transcript as partial. Lineage: Eukaryota; Metazoa; Chordata; Aves; Cariamiformes; Cariamidae. Gene Ontology annotation, biological process: ribosomal small subunit assembly; translation. The transcript has 2 exons. Gene Ontology annotation, molecular function: RNA binding; structural constituent of ribosome. The record is from RefSeq and is a predicted model, not a curated record. Gene Ontology annotation, cellular component: ribosome; cytosolic small ribosomal subunit.